GAACACUGCGGAAGUGGCGACACGGAGGACUGUUGACAAAUCCAGCUAGCCUUAGCUAGGUGGCAUGGUAGUUUGUCGACGCUUUAUUAAAGCUGUCGUCCAGAAUGAGUUCUCCAGAGGACAGGCAUGGAAAAAAACGACCCGCAUCUCCCAGUCAAGAUGGUUCUACCCAGUGGGCAGCUGCUGAUUUGGGAAGUGAUGAGAGGAAGCAAAAGUUUUUACGGUUGAUGGGCGCUGGCAAGAAAGAACGCACUGGGCGCCUGGUCAUUGGUGACCAUAAGUCAACAUCCCACUUCCGUAGUGGUCAGGAAGAUAAGAAGAUCAGUGAGCAGCUGGAGAUACAGUACCAGCAGGGCAUGGAUGGGAAGCUGUCUGGCCGCAACCGGAGACACUGUGGUCUGGGAUUCAGUGAGCCUGACCCACAGCCAGAGUUGUUCCCCCCACCACCAGUGGACAGUCACACAAAAGAAGCUGAGCCUGAGAAGUCCGUCAGUGAAGAAGAACCCACAGAAGAUCAGGACAAAGGCUGCGAUCCCAACUCGAAGGAAAAAACAUCAGAGCAGGCCAAGCCCAGCUCAGACAGUAGGAGCGAGGAAAGGAAACACGACUAUAAAAUGGCUUUUGUGAAAUCAGCGUAGUGCUGCGAGGGAGAGAGAUUAGUUUUUGUAAUCUCAGAUUUGUACAUUUUGAUGUUUUUUGUUUAACAGUAGACCCAUUACUUUAGUCCUUUUACUGUGUAGAAAUAGAUCCUCUGCACCAGUGCUCAUUGUUUAGCUACAUCCGGAUGUGCAUGUCGUCAGAGAUUUAGGUCUGCAGGAGAAAAAAUCAGCUUUCGGCGGAUAGGAUGGCGAAUGGUCCAGUUUUUAUUACGUUUGAACAUUUUAACAGUAACUGCACUGGCUACGAAUUAUGUCGGAUCAAACUGGAUUACUCGCCAUUCAGCAUGAUUGGUGUGCACAUUGUGAAUUUUGUGAUUCCUUGUUUAAAAAACAAUAAAAGGAAGUGUCAGUUGUAA
Messenger RNA from Amphiprion ocellaris (clown anemonefish), 1015 nucleotides. RefSeq names its product chromosome 3 C11orf58 homolog (gene c3h11orf58). The transcript is spliced from 5 exons. Bases 105 to 638 code for a protein of 177 amino acids. NCBI's taxonomy places the organism in Eukaryota, Metazoa, Chordata, Actinopteri, Pomacentridae. The record is from RefSeq and is a predicted model, not a curated record.